AUGGUUGGGAAGUCCCUGAUUGCUGGUCUGGUGGUCCUUCUGGUGGCUGCAGUGAGCCUGUUCCUGGGGGUGUUCAUGGGUUUGGGGAAGAAAAACACACCUCCCACUUCAGACCACUUCUACUCAAAGGCCGCCGUGGCUGCUGAUGCUGGAAAGUGCUCGGAAGUGGGGAGGGACAUUCUGAAGAAAAACGGCUCUGCUGUGGAUGCUUCCAUCGCUGCCUUGCUGUGCGUUGGCCUUUUGAACGCUCACAGCAUGGGCAUCGGAGGAGGGCUCUUCUUUGUCAUCUAUAACGCUUCCACAGGAAAGGUGGAAACCAUCGAUGCGAGGGAGACUGCACCCAUGAACGCCACUGAAGACAUGUUUGGGAACAACACUAAGCUUUCUCGCACAGGUGGACUGUCCAUAGCCAUUCCGGGAGAGAUCCGCGGUUAUGAGAUGGCACACAAAAGGCAUGGCCGGCUGCCAUGGAAGGAGCUGUUUGAGCCCAGCAUUGCCUUGGCUCGUGACGGAUUUCCGAUUGGAAAAGCCCUGGCUCAUGCAAUCUUCAAAAGCAAGGAUUCCAUUCAAGGAGACGCCAACAUGUGCGAGGUGUUUUGUGAUUCUCAGAAAAACAUCCUGAAGGAGAAUGAUAUUGUUAGAUUCCCAAAGCUGGCUGAAACAUACCAAAGAAUAGCAGAAGAGGGGCCUGAUGUGUUUUAUAACGGCACGAUGGCACAGAGCAUCGUUGAGGACAUCCAGGCGGCAGGUGGUAUCAUCACCCUGGAAGAUUUGUUGGAGUACCAGCCCGUGCUGAAUGAGAACCCUCUGAAGCUGCACGUCGGGGAAUACACCAUACAUGUCCCAGAUGCCCCCUCCAGUGGCCCUGUGCUGGCACUCAUACUCAACAUAGUGGAUGGGUACAACUUCUCAGACACAAGCGUCUCUACAGCAGAGAAGAAAACUCUGACGUACCAUCGAAUUGUAGAGGCUUUUCGUUUUGCUUACGCCAAGAGGAGCAGACUGGGGGACCCUCGGUAUCUCAACAUUACUGAUCUAAUCCAAAACAUGACCUCAGACUACUUUGCUGAUGGCAUAAGGAGCAAAAUUACAGAUGACACGACCCACCCAGACAGCUACUAUGAGCCUGAGUAUUUUGUUCCAGACAACCACGGGACAGCUCAUCUGUCAGUCAUUGCUGAGGAUGGAAGUGCUGUGGCAGCAACCAGCACCAUCAAUCUAUACUUUGGUUCAAAAGUCAUGUCUCGAUCUACCGGGAUCAUUUUUAAUGAUGAAAUGGAUGACUUCAGCUCUCCAUACAUGACCAAUGGGUUUGGAAUCCCCCCUUCGCCCAACAACUUCAUUCAACCAGGCAAAAGGCCGCUGUCUUCCAUGUGUCCUACUAUCAUAUUUGACAAAGAAAACCAAGUGAAGAUGGUUGUAGGAGCAUCCGGGGGCACAAAAAUCACCACAGCCACAGCAUUAGUAAGUCUAAUUCAUUCAAAUGCAUCACCCUCAUGUUGAUUUGGGUAUGUGAAACCUCACAUACAUGUUGUCAUUUUUCUUACCUAAAAACAGGUCAUCCUCAACUCCUUGUUUUUCAACUAUGACCUAAAGAAAGCCGUGACAGAGCCACGACUUCACAAUCAACUUAACCCAAAUAUGACAGUAGUGGAGCAGGGCUUUGAAAAGAGUGUCCUGGAGGGUCUGGUCCAGAAGAACCAUGUAACCCAGCUGCUAAGGACUCCAGACUCUGUGGUCCAGGCUGUGGUGCGGCAGGGAGAGCGUCUCUGUGCAGAGUCUGACCCCAGGAAAGGAGGCUAUCCAGCGGGAUACUGAGCAUCCCUGCAAUUUCUUCUCAGCUCCCCUCAGCGGGACAGUCUCCUCAAAGACACUCGGACUGAAUCACAAUGAAACGGUGUCUGCACUGAAGACUUAAGGAUUAUUUAAGCUACGGAGACACAGCCACUGCGCCUUCUCUGAGAUUAAUUUAAUCAAACAUGGAAAUUGACUCCACUUCAAUACCUCUUUUACUCAAUUAUUUAACAUUACUUCAUUUCUUUUUUUUGGCAUUAAUUUUGUGUUCUGAAGUAAAAUGAGAGGUUGUAUCUAGUUUGACUCUUGUAUCAUCACUACUGGAUACUGGUCAGGGUUGUAUUUGAGGACUGAAGCAGAAACCAUUUGAACAUUCAUUUCAGUUCAUGUAUGACACAUCAUUAUUAUAAACAUCCAAAUAUAAACCAACGCUGGGAAUGUCAUAUUAAGAAAUGUUCAUAGGUUUCAACAAGAAGUUGGAGGUUGUCGGUGUAGUAAUAUCAUUUCUUUUGUAAGGAAAAACUCUUGUUAAUUACUGGACAAUUUGUUUGGAAAAUGAGGGUUUGUUUAUGUGAAACUGGUGAGGGAAAAUAAAGAAGCAUGGGUUUAAAAAAAUAACAGCUGCAAGCAGGUAUACCAUGAAGACAUCUCAGGUCGUUUGCCUGUUUUACUCAAAUGUCUGCCUACAUCUUUCUCCUGACGUAAGCUGAUCCUGAAAUGGACACUACUCAAAAGGAAACUGGCCGUGUUGUUUUCUACCGUGACACUAUCACUUCUGAUUUGUAAAUGUUUAAUAUCGAGUAGAGGUUAAGUCGAUGUAUAGUGUAUUCUGAAAAAUACAUUUGCAGAUAUAUUUUUCUAAACAUGCAUUGUUCAUAUGCCAUGUUUGUUGCCAUGCUUGUUAUUAAACAUUUUGAACAAAGAUGUUAUA
Messenger RNA from Oreochromis aureus, 2725 nucleotides. RefSeq names its product gamma-glutamyltransferase 1a (gene ggt1a). Gene Ontology annotation, molecular function: glutathione gamma-glutamate hydrolase. The record is from RefSeq and is a predicted model, not a curated record. Gene Ontology annotation, cellular component: plasma membrane. Gene Ontology annotation, biological process: glutathione catabolic process; regulation of inflammatory response; regulation of immune system process. The transcript has 11 exons. NCBI's taxonomy places the organism in Eukaryota, Metazoa, Chordata, Actinopteri, Cichliformes, Cichlidae.